This is a messenger RNA of Fusarium vanettenii 77-13-4, 1386 nucleotides long. RefSeq lists its product as uncharacterized. The record is from RefSeq and is a predicted model, not a curated record. The transcript has a single exon. The annotation marks the transcript as partial. Lineage: Eukaryota; Fungi; Ascomycota; Sordariomycetes; Hypocreales; Nectriaceae.
CCGAAGGCUCCGCCACAGCUGCCACUUGACAUCAUCUACAACAUUGGCCUUCAGCUCACCUUGGAUCCCAGGAAUAGCCUUGAGACUCUCCAUGGGCCUUGUUUUCUACCGACGAACCACAACAAGGAUCUCCGCGCACUCACAUACGCCUCGAGAGCCAACAGGGACCUCUUGGAGCCCCUGCUCUACCGUCAUGUUGUCCUAAUGAAGCCGCAAGAGGUGUGCAAGUUCUUCGUCACCAUUGCCGAUGCCCCGCGCCUCCGCCAGUACGUCCAGCACUUUGGCUGCGUUGCCCGCCUCAACGGACCGCAAGUACGAAAGGACGCGCUCCCGGAAUGUCGAGCCUUUUGGCAGAAGCGUCAUGGUUCUCAAAGAUCGGGGAUAAUCAGCCUGCUCAGCGGUCUUGGCCUGUCCAACCUGGCCUGGGCUGCUCAGCUGUGGGAGAGGAGGAAGGACCGCUUCGUCUUCAACGCCGACUUUCGCCACGACGCCGUUCUUGAGCUGUUGUUUGUGACCACCCUCAUUUUGUUGACAAAUGUUCAGACAUUUGUCUGGAAGGAUUUGGAUGGCAGGCCCGUCGCGCCCUUGUUGACCUACCUCUUUGAUGCGGCACACAUGACGGGUUAUCAACUGAUGCCCAAGCUCAAGGUCUUGAACACCUGGAAGGAGACCAUUGCCGUGGACGAGCGAGCACAGUUCUUCAUCUACAAGACUCAUCUUUGGGAGAACCUGGAGACGCUCUACCUGAACGCUGUCGACCUUGACAACGAGUUCACUGAUAUGGUUGUCAAGGGUGACUUCAAGAAGGACCUACCACUCAAGAAGCUCUACAUCCAUUGCCCAUCUGGUGCCGAGCACCUUUUCCACCCUGGAAUGUACCAUCCAGGACACACCAUUUUGAGCAACUCGGCUUUGGACGCAGUCGAUCCUGACAAUGACAAGAGCAAGUUCUUGGCUUUCCGCAACCUUGAGUUCCUCGAGAUCCGCUUUACCUGGUUCGAAACCCGUGCCCUCGAAGGUUCUCGCGCCUUAAAGUCCCUUUUGCACGCCGUCGGUGCCCCAGAACGCCUCAGCCUCACCGGUCACCCCCUGCCCAUGAAGGCCCUGUCCACGGGUGUCAUACACUCGCGGCUCAAGUACCUCAAGGUGAAGGAGCUCAUCAGGAACGCCCCGUCCAGCGUGCGCUCCAAGGACACCCUCAUCGCGAAUCUUAACAGUCUCUGGGACAAAGACUGGAAGCGUCUCGUCCCGAACCUGUGCGAGAUCGACUGGGAUCACUACAAGUUCAGAAGAAAGGACCUCGAAGGGGAGGACAAGGCAGUCUGGACCCUGGAGGACGAGGAGGAGUGGGAGGAUGAUGACAUGGAUGAGUUUGACAUUGACAAC